Messenger RNA from Magnusiomyces paraingens, 1569 nucleotides. RefSeq lists its product as uncharacterized. The record is from RefSeq and is a predicted model, not a curated record. The coding region runs from base 1 to 1569 and encodes 522 amino acids. Lineage: Eukaryota; Fungi; Ascomycota; Dipodascomycetes; Dipodascales; Dipodascaceae. Gene Ontology annotation, biological process: maturation of SSU-rRNA. The transcript has a single exon. Gene Ontology annotation, cellular component: cytoplasm.
AUGUCAGGAUUAAAACCAGAAGAUAUUGAAAAGUAUUUGAAGGACAAUAAUAUUACCGGUUUGGGUUCAGAUGAAGAAUGGGAUGCUGAUGAGUACGACGAAGAAGAUGAUUAUGAAGACGACGCUCCUGCACGUACCCUAGUGCGUGGUGCUGACACCCAGCCUUAUACAACAUCUGUGUUACUCGGAUACCUAGAUGAAGAAGUCGAUGUUGAUAAUGAGUCUUCAGGACCGACUAUUGAAGACAAUUUACUUGGUGGCCGACCAGUGUGGUUCAGCAAAGAUCAACAACCGCCGAAAAAGUACAUGACUUGUGAAGAGUGCAAAAAAGUAAUGCCUUUGCUAGUACAGCUCAGCGCUCCUCUGGAGGGAACUUUUUACGAUAGAGUCUUGUAUGUUUUUGUUUGUGGGUCUCCUGGAUGCAGAAGGAAAUCGGGUGCAGCCAAAUGCGUGCGGGGUGUGCGACGCGACGCUAAGUUAGAGGCGGAGCGGGAACAGGUUGCAUUUGCUGAAGAUGAGACUGCAGCUAAGGCAGCAAAAGAAGAGAGGGAACGCGCUGAGGCAGAAAAAGAAAAGCAAAGAGUUAAAGGUGAAGAUUUAUUUGGCGGUGCUGCUGCUAGCUCGAAUCCAUUUGGUGGCAAUCCGUUUGGUAGCAACCCAUUUGGCAGCAGCCCGUUUGGAGAGAGCAAUCCUUUUGGCAAGAAAGAAGAAGAAAAGGCAAAGCCAUCCACGGAAAAUCCAGUAUUAUCGGCAAACAAGAAGCCUACAUGGGCUCAAAUUGCUUCCAAACCCGCGGCAACGACAUCAUCUACCACCAGUGUUACUGACACUAAGGAAACGGAAGAGACCAAAGAACCAGUUAAAGAAGAAUCAGCAAAAACACCAGUGCUCAAGGAAGAUACUGAUUACGAAAUCAGUGAGCUUCCAACGUUUCCAUCUGCAUAUUAUUUAUAUGUUGAAAACGAAACUUUAGACCCGAAGGCGAGCGAUAAGGCCAACAAGUCAAUCACAUCAUCGUUAUCUCCAGCAGAUUUGAAAAAUCUAUUAAUAAACGAUGAUGAGGGGGAGGUAAAUGAUCCUAAGAGCAAGGGUAAAAACAGAAGCAACAAAUCGUCAACUACCCCUAUGGAAGAGGCAACAAAUCAUGCACUCAAGUCACAAGAUGCUGCAUUCCAAAAGUUUGUUGAUAUUGUGGGCCAAAACCCUGAACAAAUUGUCCGUUACUACCGAACAUCAUCUAAAGGAGGAGCAGAGGACUCUCAUAACCAGCCUCUUUUGUAUUCUGCUCGAGAUUCAGUUGCACGGGCGGUACUUCCUGAGCAUGGUGGCAUCCCUAGCAUUCCUGUGGAUCCCGUCACACGUGAGCCACGAGCAGUGGAGGCCCAAAUUAUGCCAUACGCUAUCUCAGUUUUGGAGGAAGCGUUAGAUGCUAAACAAAUUUUAGAAAAUGGUAUGGAAUGGGGAACUAUCUUUGUGGCUACACCUUUAGUGGACCCAACUGCUAAACAGCUUGGGCCAUCUGGGGUCGGAUACUUUCAAGAUUGGGUUGGAAUUCAGUGGGAGCAGUAG